UGAACAAUCUUAAAUUUAUAUUUAGUGUCUUUGUCAGAAUAUAGAUAACUUUUAAUGCAUAUAUAAAACAAGAAUUAUAACAGACGAUAUCAAGAAAUAUAAAAAUAUGGCAGACAUAACUGUUGGAAUGAAUUCCCCAUACAAGUCAGAAUCGAAAGUUCCAGGAUCGAAUGCUUAUGACAGAAAGAAGACAUUUGCUGAGGGAUUACUUGAUGUAGCUAUAUUAAUUGCUAAUGCUACACAGCUUAAGGCUGUAAUAUCUAAUGGGCCGUCUCAUAAAUAUUACAUACCACUAUUGGUCCUAAUCUCAGUGUCGAUUGUUAUACAGCUAGUAGUGGCGGUCUUAUUGUUAAUCAUAGGAGCCACGGAAAAAAGGGCAGAUAAUAAAGUAUGGCUAUAUAAAAUGAACAAUGCAACAAUAGGACUUAUCGUGGCAAUAACAGUAACCAACAUUUUCAUCAGUGCAUUUGGUAUUGAAUCUACGAACUGAAAAAUCAUCAAUAAUUUACAAAUGCUGCGCAUCAUAAUCUAAAAUAGUUUUGAAAAAUAUAUAUGCUUAGUAUUUAUGUUAUCAUAAUAUAAAUAACGCAAAUUGAAGUUUCACAUAUUAGUAUCAUCUGCAUUGUAUUUUUUGUUGUUGUAUUCUAUAUGUUGUUUAUGAUAGGAUUACGCUUACGAGAUUAAGACAACAUUU
Molecule: messenger RNA, 694 nt
Organism: Mytilus trossulus (common blue mussel)
Lineage: Eukaryota; Metazoa; Mollusca; Bivalvia; Mytilida; Mytilidae
Product: ninjurin-1-like
Exons: 2
Coding region: 107-490 (127 amino acids)
Biological process (GO): cell adhesion; tissue regeneration
Cellular component (GO): membrane
Source: RefSeq, a predicted model, not a curated record